CACAUCACCCCGCGGACUCGGAGGCGUGCACACGGAGCUCAAAUACAGCUCUACAGACGCGCGCACUUGACUCAUUCGGUUUGUCGCAGCGUACAGUGAGGUAAGCAGAGCCGCGCUGCCCACGCCAAGGAGAACAUGCGUUUUGUCUCGAACCAUAUCCACUCCCGACAUUGAAACAGCGCGUUCGCCUUAGUGUAUAGUGAAGCGCCACUACCGCUACAAUUCCGAUUUUGGUGAAAAAAGUUUUACGAGGUACAACGGCUUGGACAUUUACUUUCCGUUUUGCUGUUUGCGGAGGACGCAUGAUUGACCUGUGCCGGACCAAAAGCGAAGAUUGCAUGAAAGAUCUCAAGGCUGUACUCGGCUGCGCCACACUGGGAGGCUUGCUGGAUAAGCAGAAGCAUCCCUGUGACUCCACAAAAGUGAAAAAACUCCAGCUUCUGUCUUCUACAACGAUGGCCUUGGCCUCCUUCCAUCUGAUGCAAACUCUAAAAAACUCUCCAGCUGCUCUGCGUAAGCGAUUCUGCCGCGACCGCACAGAGAGCCUGUCUCACGGUGAUCCCCUCUUCAAGGUGCACUACCUUGGCACCAAGAAGAUCUUCUCCCUGGAUUUAGAGCAGGCGGAGGAUGCAAUCGAUCGACUCCUGGAUGGGGCCCCUGGGAAGCUUUCUAAAGAUCACGCACUAGUAGUGCGACCCCGAUACGUAGAAGUUAAAGAACUAAGCACUGGAAGACAGCUCACCAAGACCUACUUGCAGGAUAUCGCAUACUGUGCCUCGCACACGGCUAGACCCAAUGUGUUUCUGUAUAUCUGCAGGCAGCCCGGUCAGCAGCUACAAUGCAGAGUGUUCUGGUGCAGUCGGGCAGAAAGGGCAAAGGACAUGACUGCCUGCUUAGCAAUGUCUUUUCAGAGAGCGCUCAACGACUGGCAGGGAGGAUGUGCCACGUUACCGCAAGGGCAAGGAAUCACUAAAGAGCCAGAGAUUCCUGGAACACCCACUGCACCCAAAGGGUCAACAUUGCCAGCUAGUUUGGGAAAAGUGCGUUGGAAGAAGAGGGGGUCGGUGUCCCGCAGUCCUCUCCGUGCCAUUUCCAGAAGAGGUUCUGCAAGUGACAACUGGCACUGAUGUUCCCCAUCCCACCGUGAACUUUGACAACAGUCAUUUUGGGAUGCUUGGGAAUUUCCAGUGUUGAAUGUGAGGAAAAAGAACAACCACACCUACAGCUGAUGGAAUUUUUUUGCAACUCGGGUGCAGAGUCUGUAUCUGAAGCGCCACCUCAUUUGACUUUACCAAAGUGAUAAAAACUUCUAGAUUUCUAGAGAUCAUUGUUUGGUUUAGGAAAUUGAUUGGUUCAGUCACGCUGGUUUAAAUUUCAUCUCAGUUUGCUUAAGGACUAUUAGACGAUACCAAAACUGCUCAUCUGAGCUGAACUGGUGUCUAGUUUUAAAGCCAUGUAUGCAUCACAGAGUUGAUUUUUCAACUCAGUCUGACGUGACUGAUGAGCAGUGAGACAGUUUUUGUUUGUGUUAAAGGUGUCAGAUGAUGAUCUGUGUGGAAAGUGGGUGGAUGCAUGAUGGUAAACAGUACCAGGAUCAGAACAUCAAAGUAACUGCUUUGGAAAACUGUUUCUAUCCCAAAUGCACAAAAGGAAGCAAUGCUCUUUUUCAUAUGGCCAAAACCUCCACACAUUGUUACUGAUGAUUGAAUUGAUAUUCAUCUCUCAACGUGAUCAUUCAUGCUGUAUUAUUUACUGCAUAUUUGUAUACCAACUUGACAAUCAGCACUGGUUGUAAUUUAGCAUUAGAAAAAGACAGAGGUACUGAUUCUUGUUUCUGGUUGGUCUAUAAUAGCCAUAUCCAUAGUUUGUAAAGCUUUGAACUUGAAGCAUAGGUUCCAAACAGGUUAAGAGGAAUGGAGUUAGUGAUGUUGCUGUGUGCUCUUAAAAUGAGAGUGUUUUCUCCAAGCACCUGCAUUCCAGCAAUUUUUUUUAGGCUUUUUUCCGUAACUGCAAGUUGUUUCACUACAUCAGCCCAUUUUUGUUUAAGAAGUCACUGUUUCCAGGCAACAGCUUAGGACAUCAGAAUGCUGAUUGAUUCAAAGGUAUUCUUGCAUUGAGCAUCAUGUCCUUGGAAAAAAAAGCAUCUUUGCACUGCAGUUAUGUGGAGUUAUAAAUCACAUUUUUAAGUGGCCUAGUUGCAUAAACCAAGUAUUUGAAACCAGGACACCCAGCUUCACAUGAAUAGAACAAUCAAGAUUUCCUAGUAGAAAAGGUCCAGCACCAUAAGUGGCUAUUUGCUUCACACUGUUACAUACGCUCACUAGAGAAUUGCAUUAUAUAACAGUACUAUACAGUCAGUGCCUCGUGGUAUAAAAAAUUCUGCCUGAUGUUGUGCCAAUUACAUCAAAGGAUUUUUACCCAUUUUAUCCUUAUGGAUUUUAUUUAAAGUCAUAUUAAACCGUAUCUCGUACUACAAUGACCUCAGAUCUGUUCUUGGAUCUGUUCUGUCUGCUUUAUGAGGUGUUUAAUGUUCUAUGAAUGUUCUUGUACUAUUUUCAUGUACGUAUUUAAAUAUUAUAUGUAUUUUAUGGAAUAUUAAACUUUUUAUACAUGAAA
This is a messenger RNA of Carassius auratus (goldfish), 2616 nucleotides long. RefSeq lists its product as uncharacterized. Gene Ontology annotation, cellular component: early endosome. The transcript is spliced from 3 exons. The coding region runs from base 303 to 1127 and encodes 274 amino acids. The record is from RefSeq and is a predicted model, not a curated record. Lineage: Eukaryota; Metazoa; Chordata; Actinopteri; Cypriniformes; Cyprinidae.